Molecule: messenger RNA, 3846 nt
Organism: Phytomonas sp. Hart1
Lineage: Eukaryota; Euglenozoa; Kinetoplastea; Trypanosomatida; Trypanosomatidae
Source: the annotation of a GenBank genome assembly
AUGCCACCACGACUGUCCCGUGGAGGUGGAUCAGCCCAAAAGGCCAUGCAGCAGCAACAACAACAGCCUCAACCUCAGGGCCCACCGCCAUCCGCUCAACCCAUGCCAGGCCUUCCAACUCACCUUCAUUAUUUCCACCAUCACCACCAUAGUAACUAUAGCAACAAUGUCAAUUAUGGAGGCAACAUAUACGGUAACCAGCCGCUCAUGCCUCCCACACCACAGCCACAACAGGGGGAUUGGGGCAAUAAUAAUCCUGGUAUCGUUUAUAGUCCUAACUUUAGCAAUACCAGUCUUAACAAUAACAUGUAUGGGCAUGGUGAUACCGUACAACAGGCUCUUCCACCAACUGUGUCCCAGCCUCAGGGAAUGUACGACAUGGAUUAUGGAAUGCACCCCUCCCCGUAUCCACAGCAGCCACAGCAAACUGGUGGGGGGGGCUCUAACCGUCGGUUGCAUACACCUGCUUCAGGCAUGCAAAACCACCCACCGCCACACCAGCCGUCCUACUACAACAAUAUGAAUCAAGGGACUCACUCUCCUAUUGCGGGAGGGGGCUAUCGGGGUUCUAUGCCGCCACCUCACAUAGAUCCGUCACCCAACUUUUCCGCAGGAGGCCCACCGCCACCGAUGCGCCCUGACGGCACCUACGGCAACGGGACAUUGAGCCCACCACCGCCCAACAGUACCUACCACAUUCCGCCGCAGUCUCUUAGCCCCAAUAACAACUACGUCCAACCUGUACUGCAGCAGCCACAGCCACAACCACCACAGCAGCAGCGCGGAAACUUGGUACCACCUCCAGGGAAUGGGGCGAUUAUGGGGUACCCCAAUACCAACGGCGGCAUGGCUCCUCCAAUGCGCUACAACCCUGGUGUGUUUCCGGGCCAGCAGCAGGGUCAAGGAGGUCCAGGCUUGAUGGGGGCCAUGGGUCCAACGGGAGGGAAGCGCAUGGACUGGAGUCAUACAGGCACCCCCGCCCCCGGCCCCGGUCUCGGCCCUUCGUACGGUUCGGGUGGUGUGGGUGUUGGUACGGGCUUACCUGUACCUCGAGGUCGCGAGCGCGCGGGUACCCCAGCGAUAAAAAAUGAACCGCCUCAACAGGGAGUUGUACCUAUGUUGGGGGCGGGAAAUCAACAGCCUACAUACACGCCUCAGGCUACCAUGCCGCCCAUACCAUCUGUGGGGAUGGCGCCGAGCGAUAGGCCUUCAAAUUCUGUUUAUCCUGUCCUAUUGAUGGAGGAGCAACCCGAGACGCGUGAGUCGCUCUACGAUUUCCUAAAAGAGCGUCUAUUACUUAAGGCGUGCCCUAUGAAAGAAUUUUUCUCGACAAGCAUAAACAAAAAGGAUGAUGAGCCUCUUCUCGUCGCGAUGGAUGGGAACUACAUGGUGACCCAGCUUCGAGCCCAACUAUGUAAUCGUGACCCCUUGUGGUUUAUUUACUCUUCACUACCGGAUUUGUUGAUAAAGCUGGUCGAAGAACACGUAAUUGGUAUGCGUGAGAAGAAUCUCGAACCGAUUUGGAUCUUUAAUGGUAUCACCACUAGUGCUGAUAUAACGUCACUUCUGCCAUCCAGUCAGGAACUAACUUCACGAGAUAGGGUGUGGCGCAAGCUAACGGAUGGAAUCUUGCCUUCCACUGACGAGAUCACUGAAGCAUUUGACACCAGCUCUUCCAUUGGGGAGGACGUCCUUAUGGCCAUUCAGCGCUUUUUGCGCCAAAAAUUAAAUGUUCUGACUCUGACCUCACCCUUCCUAAACUGGUGUCAGAUGGUCACAUUUCACAAGGAGGGUGACGCUCAUUUUCUUAUGGGGCCGCCUGAGAUGCUAAUGCUCCCUUACGAGCCUAUGCGGCUCAUAGUGGAUAUCGAUUUGAAGAAUGAGCAGGUGGCCUAUUUUAACCGCGAUGAGGUCCUUCGGAAGCUUUUCCCGAAACAUAUUGGCCGCGAUAAUAUCACCGCAUCUGCUGGAGACCGACUAUUGGACUUUGGGCUGCUAAUCGCUACGCAUCCGAUUUUUGCUACAACCCGAGUCAUUCUAUCCCUCUCCAACAACGAGGUCUACGAGGAAUUGUCCUCUGCCUCACCGCGCUUUUCAACCCUGCGUGAAUUCAUUAAUGCAUAUGCCAAAAAGAUUAACGGUGGUACUGAAAGAACGCGUGUAGGAUCGGAACAAAUAAGGCACGCAAAAGGCCGUAGCUACAUACAAUACAGCUCUGUUUUUUCGAAAAGCUUUCCUGGUUCACCGUUAGUUUACUUUAAGCGUGUGCUCGGCACAAGUUUAACUAACGCGAACAUGCCUAACAACCUUUCCGGUGUAUUUGGGAACUUUUUACCUCUCUCACUCUUCUACUUCCAGUAUAUUGGUCUGCUUUCUGUCAGUCUUAUGACUAUCAUUGCUCAGUCAUACUUCCGUGAUGAAUUCCCAGUUAGCGAUACGUUGGACUACCAUAGACACCUCCCAUUACUCAUCGGCCUGCGUGGACAGACCCUUUCUCAGUUGGUUAACAAGUUGAAUCCCAAUUGCCAGAAACGUUUGGAAAAGAUCUCCUGGGUGCGAUGGUUUACCAACCUUCUUCUGGUAGUAGCGCGUCCAACCGAGACGAUUUUACUUGAGGAGUGGAACUUGCAAAACGUUCAAGUUAUCAACGAAGCCGAUGACAAAACCUUUGAUGAUAUUGAUAUUCGCACAAUUUUAUCCCUGAGCAAUAUAUCAUGCAUACCGCCGCCGAUGGAAUCUGGUCGGCAGGCCCCAGUGCUAUAUUGCGGCCCGAGGCAGACUUUUAUUGCUAUCAUGCUUAAAGUUUUUGAUUUUCUUGGAUACUUUUCGCAUUUAUCUUCUCAAGUGACCGGUGAUGAGAAUGGGGGGAGUUUGGCGAACGGGAGCAUGCCUCGUGGUAUGAUCCAGUCCGUGCAGCCGGUCGCGUCGGAUUCCGACAACCGGCACAUCUCCAUGCACUCCAAUAAUAUUGCAAUAGAUAAAGGUGGGAUCGGGGUCGCUCCUAUUCAAGAGGAAUUUGGAGAGGAGCACUUUUUCACUAAUUUUUUGAUCGCCUCUAUGCGGGCCUGUCCCCCGGAGUUCCAGAGCGCCUUUGUGCGUUUCACAGAGCUGCUGCGCGUUAAUAUUCUCAAUUGCACUCCUUGCCGCUACGUUAGUUUUAACAACGACGACAAGGCCGAAGGGCAGGAGGAGGCCGAGGACGCGGGGGAGGUACUGCUGGCCUCCCGUAUCGCCUGCCUGAUCUCCAUACCCUAUCUCGAUGACUCCCCGGAUGGCAACUUUGAGUGGGCGCCGGUCUACAGCCGCCAUAUUUGCGCGUUAUCCGUGAUGGUGCGUGCGAUGAAUCGGGAUUUGCGGGAGCUGAUGGAGGUGAUCACCGCCUCUGUCUUUCUUUCCGGCUGCAGUGAUUGCCAUAUCAGCGAGUACGAUCGAUUUAUCCCACUCCUGCCCUUUGGCGAUGUCCCGUCGUCCAUUGGGGGGCUUUUGCUCCAUUACGUCCUCGUCUUUCCGGCAGAUUACGAAAGCAAUUGCAAUACCCCUAAAGAACGCUGCGAUCACCUCCAAAGCAAGUUCAAGGCGAUCCCAGAUGUCGCUACGCAGCUGCGGAAGGUGAUGAAUUUCACUUUUCACGCUCUUUUCUUGCUUAUCGCGUACCGUUUUCACGAUUCAUCAAUCGUGACGGUGCAGGCUUUAUUGAAUACCACGGUCGUCGAGGAUACAUUGAACCUUCUCUAUGAGAAGUGGGUGCUACAUCUGGAUGGUCCACCCCCGACGGAUAUUCACAAUCUUUGGAGGCCUGAAAGACAGGUCCAUGGUUCUGGAGUAGCUGAAGGAAUGACCUAUUAA